Molecule: messenger RNA, 1118 nt
Organism: Nelumbo nucifera (sacred lotus)
Lineage: Eukaryota; Viridiplantae; Streptophyta; Magnoliopsida; Proteales; Nelumbonaceae
Product: Golgi apparatus membrane protein-like protein ECHIDNA
Biological process (GO): vesicle-mediated transport; protein secretion
Cellular component (GO): Golgi membrane
Source: RefSeq, a predicted model, not a curated record
UGCAAGCCUCCGACGCCCACCAAUCGCGCGUCGUUAUUACAAUGGCUCCCAUCAGAAUUCCUCAUAGAGCGCUCUCCCGAUAAUAAAACUGAAGAAUUCAACCUUAGCUAAGAAGAAAGAGAAAACGAAGUAGAGGGAAGAUCUUACUCUGGUUUUUCUUCUCUCACGAAUCUGGAGAUCCCCAGGAGAUUUCAAUAGAAACCAUUUACAUCUCUUGUUAUGGAUCUAAAUCCGGGUCGCCUGAUUCCUAUAUAUAUCAGACAAGGUUGGCCUGAUGUAUCCGUUUGAAUUUAUCGAAAUCGAGCCUGCGGAAAAUUAUGCCAAUCCAAAGACAUGCUUCUUUCAUGUUUUCUUCAAGGCUGCAGCUUUGGCGUUCUACAUUCUUUCUGCCCUAUUCUUUAGUAGCUUUGUCGUCAUUUUUGUGGUUACAGUGCUUCUUGCUGCUCUUGAUUUUUGGGUAGUGAAAAAUGUCAGUGGACGGAUAUUAGUUGGUCUGAGGUGGUGGAAUGAAAUAGAUGAUCAGGGUGAAAGUAUCUGGAAAUUUGAAUGCCUUGACCAAGAGUCAUUGGCUCGAAUGAAUAAGAAAGAUUCAUGGCUUUUCUGGUGGACCCUUUACCUUACGGCAGUUGCUUGGAUCUUCCUUGGAAUAUUUUCAAUCAUAAGGUUUGAACCAGAUUAUCUCCUAGUUGUAGGAGUUUGUUUGAGCCUCAGCAUUGCAAAUAUUGUUGGCUUCACUAAAUGCCGCAAAGAUGCCAAGAAGCAGAUUCAAGCAUUUGCCUCUCGGACUAUUGCCUCUCAUGUUUCAUCAACAUUACAGUCAGCAUUUAGUGUCGUGUAAGUUGUUUAUAUGGAAAAUGAAAAAAAAAUGGAAAUAAAAUGUAAUUGCUGCAUAGUUGAGAUAAUGAGGAAGGGAGGUGGCACCUGAUCUGGGUGCAAGCUUUUUUUUUUUUUCUGCUCUUGCCCAUUUUUUAAUGAAAUUGCAAAGCAAACAUACAUAACAAAGUGUUUUUCCAUGCUCACAAUUAGUUAUAGAUGUUUUUGGAUCAUUUAUUUGAGAUUUCCAAUUUGUACAAUGAAGAAAAGGAAAUGUAAUGCAAGAAGUAGAAUGGUUAUGUAAA